Lithohypha guttulata is the source of this 954-nucleotide messenger RNA. RefSeq lists its product as uncharacterized. NCBI's taxonomy places the organism in Eukaryota, Fungi, Ascomycota, Eurotiomycetes, Chaetothyriales, Trichomeriaceae. Bases 1 to 954 code for a protein of 317 amino acids. The transcript has a single exon. The record is from RefSeq and is a predicted model, not a curated record.
AUGGAUGCCGUAAUGGGUUUCAUGGCAAUAAUAGGAAUGAUAACCUCAAUCAACACAGGCUCAAUGAUAGCGAGUCUUGCAAGCGGUUCUCUGAUCUUAAGUUUCUCUCUCAAACUUGUAUACGAGUUUGACCAAUACGAUUUUCCGGCUAACAUUCGGCAGAUCGCCACUGGAAUCGGUGCAGGCGUCGUGGCGGGUGUAGUGAAAGGUCCCGUAUCACCACCUGGGCCGAAGAAUGUCAAUAGGAGAGGGUUUGACGACCCACAGGCGGUUGACAUGACUAUAUACUCCAGGUUCAACGGACCACUUCGAGAACAGACUUUGAACUCUCUGGCAGGGGCCGAGUUCAAGUUGGGCACGCAGCAGGGCGAAGAUACAACCUCCAUGGCCUUCUGGACGAACUGGCCAGAUCACCAGAUGAGGCUGAAGACUAUCGAUGCUGAUCCUGCUUGUCUCAGGGGUAUCUUUGAGACCACGUUGCCUGACGAAGACGAGCCGGCCAGGGGCACAUGGCUGAUCGCGAUGCCAGAGGAGGGAGAAUCCGAGGAGUUGGCUGAGCGCAGCAUUUCCAGCUUCGUUAACGUCUUGGCCUUCGUCCACCCAGAUGACCUGGCAGCCAAUCUAACAAGCAAAGCCGAGGACCGACUGGUGACCGACACAACCGUCGACUUCUUCCGCAGUCUGCCAGCAGCUAUACUGCACGAGGCCAGCCUCGAUCGUUUCGGUCACAACCAGAUUCUCGCAUCAUUCAAUGAUGUUGGUCGUGUUCUGAAGCCGCGCAAUGUGCAGGCUUCAGAUGCUUUCCACAAGUCGCUCCUGCGAGAGGCUUCCAAUAGUGCUGACCAGACUCUUGGUUUGAAGGCCAUCGAUUUUGUGUUCAGCCAGCAUUUCGAUGGUUGUUAUCUGGGAACGGAGGAAUGUGUGGAAGAUCCUUGGGCCGGGUUGAGACAGUAA